AUUGAGUACUUUAAAUUAAAUAAAAAAUAAUUUUUUUUAAAAUAAAGAAUCACAUUUAUUCAGUCCGGUCCCUGUCCGGGGUUUACCAAUCCAGUUCCGGGCCGGUCCUUAAUAAAUUCGGUCCGGUCAUCGGUCCAAGAAAUAUCCCUUAUUAUAUUCGGUCCCAGUCUGAGUUUGACCCGAUGAACACCCCUAAUUCUGAUAAGCAAUUAAUCAAAGAUCCAAAAAGAGGGGAUUGGUGGCUAGAGUUUGGGUCAGGAAGAAUAGUGGGAUAUUGGCCAUCUUUCUUGUUUACCCAUCUUAGGACAUCUGCUGCAAGCAUGGUACAAUUUGGAGGGGAGGUUGUGAACAGUGACAGCCCCACAACUCACACAUCAACCCAAAUGGGGAGUGGACAUUUUGCCAAGGAAGGGUUUGGGAGGGCUUCUUAUUUUAGAAAUUUGCAAGUGGUUGAUUGGGACAAUAGCCUCCUCCCUUUGCCUAAUCUCAAACUUUUGGCUGAUAAGCCAAACUGCUAUGACAUACAGGGAGGGGUUAAUCAUGUUUGGGGCACUUAUUUUUAUUAUGGAGGGCCUGGGAGAAACUCAAAGUGUCCCUAAAACAAAGUUAUUCAUAGGAAUUUUUUUUUUGUAAAUUUGUAUAAGGAAAGAAAAAUAUAUACCGCAAAUAUAGAUAUGAUUUUGUU
Cuscuta campestris is the source of this 685-nucleotide messenger RNA. NCBI's taxonomy places the organism in Eukaryota, Viridiplantae, Streptophyta, Magnoliopsida, Solanales, Convolvulaceae. The record is from the annotation of a GenBank genome assembly.